Messenger RNA from Suricata suricatta (meerkat), 2445 nucleotides. RefSeq names its product tetraspanin 2 (gene TSPAN2). Lineage: Eukaryota; Metazoa; Chordata; Mammalia; Carnivora; Herpestidae. The record is from RefSeq and is a predicted model, not a curated record. Bases 10 to 675 code for a protein of 221 amino acids. Gene Ontology annotation, cellular component: membrane. The transcript has 8 exons.
GGCCGCAGCAUGGGGCGCUUCCGUGGGGGCCUGCGGUGCAUUAAGUACCUGCUGCUCGGCUUCAACCUGCUUUUCUGGCUGGCAGGGUCAGCUGUCAUUGGUUUUGGACUAUGGUUUCGGUUUGGAGGCACCAUGAAGAACUUCUCAUCAGAGGACAAGUCCCCGGAGUAUUUCUACCUGGGGCUGUACGUGCUGGUUGGAGCAGGGGCCCUGAUGAUGGCCGUGGGCUUCUUCGGGUGCUGCGGAGCCAUGCGAGAGUCGCAGUGUGUGCUCGGAUCUUUCUUUACCUGCCUCCUGGUGAUCUUUGCUGCCGAAGUAACCACUGGAGUGUUUGCUUUUAUAGGCAAGGGUGUAGCUAUACGGCAUGUCCAGACCAUGUAUGAGGAGGCUUAUAAUGAUUAUCUGAAAGACAGGGAAAAAGGAAAUGGGACGCUCAUUACCUUCCACUCAACAUUUCAGUGCUGUGGAAAAGAAAGCUCUGAACAGGUCCAACCCACCUGUCCAAAGGAACUUCUAGGGCACAAGAAUUGCAUUGAUGAAAUUGAGGCCGUAAUCAGCGUUAAGCUCCAGCUCAUCGGAAUCGUCGGCAUUGGAAUCGCAGGUCUCACGAUACUUGGCAUGAUAUUCAGCAUGGUCCUUUGCUGUGCAAUCCGAAACUCACGAGAUGUGAUAUGAAGCUACUUCUGCAUAAAAACCGUAGUUGAGAGCUUUCGUACCGCCGUCCCGGGACCUGUCUCCUGGCUCGUUUUUAAUACUCAAAGGACAUUAGGAUCUAAAAUAAUUUGCUGUCAAUUGUACAUUUGCACAUGUAUGUACGUUUGAUUCCUUCCUCUUGUACCCCUUGAGUGAAUGCCGAGUGUGUUGACUGAGAGUAUGUAUACUGACGUGUGGUCUGCGUGUUUCUGGUAUGUGCAUUAUACAGAAUGAAAUCGGUUGCCGAAAAUUCCCGGUUCUUGUUGUUACAGGAACAACCUAUUUAACUCUCAAAAAGAGAUCAUAAGACUUUGAUAAACUUUAAAAACUUGGCUAUUCAGAAGAAGUGAAAAUGGGUCAUUCUCUAGCCAUAGAAAGGUAGAUUCAGAGGAUUCAGGGGUUUCUAAGUAACAGAAGCAGUAAGCUACAGGCACUGAGAGACUGUGGUGUCGUGCUAAAAUUGACUACAUCUGAGUUGGGUGUCAGGGUUUCCUGGGAUUUUUUUUAUAUAUACAUACUGUCCCCCGAACACAGUAAACCACAGUUUUAGAACGAACACACAUCUGUAAAACUAAAUAUAGCGUGAAAAAUCUUAUUUGAAAAACUCAUACUUUCCUAGUAUUUAAAAAAAAAAACCCCUCUGGAAAGAGUGGUCACACAGACAAUCAUGCGCCCUAUAAAAGUGACUGUUUUUAGGACUUAAAAAACAACCUUUUAACAACUUUCUGAGGACAUUUUUUUCUUAUAUAAAUACAUUUAAACAUUGCUUUAUUACCUACUUUCCUUUUAUGACUCUGCUCUGAACCCUCACAACCCUCCCACAAACAAAAGUGCUUUUAUCUCCGAAUUUUCCGUGUUUCUCCAAACAUAAAGAUAGAAAGACUAAAGCAAGCGAUCUAGCAGUUGCAAUUAGUGGGAAAGAGAAUUCUCACGAGCACUGUAUCCUUGAAAUACCUCAUAACUUGAGUUUACAUAUUUUUCUAAUUUUUUCUAUUUUUUCUUAUUCACCUAGAGAACUCUUCAUAGACUGUGAACUAUAGUUUUCACCACUUAAGAAAACAAAAUCCUUCCUAAUUCAAAUAUUCUAAGCAUCCUUGGCCAAACCAAAAUAAAGAAUGAAAAGCGUCUACUAGUUGUAUGCACAGACCAGAGACAAGUGAAGGAAAUUAAAAAACUUAAACACACGGAACAGAAAUGUUUUUUCUGUGUAAGUCUCCUAUAAAAAUAAAAUGUUCGUAUUCUUUAUGGUCUUGAUGCCUGAAUUUUGGGUUGUAAACCCAAAGAUAGGAUCUAUACUGACAUAUUUGUCAAUUUUUAACAACUUGGUAUAUUUAGUAGCUCAUGGAGGGUUUGUAUUAUUACAUUUUAGAAGGCCACACGAAGUGAAGUACUGGAGACUUCGGACGCCCCUAUGUAAGUUCACAGACCUGUGACAACACAAGUCUUUGGGGGUGCAUUAAAGCAAAGAGCUCAUUCCCAAGAAACUUUCACAAAACGUUUUGCUUGAAAGACCUAAUCGCUACAAAUAGUCUCGCGCGCACAGAGAACGACCCUUCCGCCACACUUGCCACUGCCACUAACUUUGGAGGAAGCUUUUCUAGAAAAAAAGAUUGGAAGCCAGCUAAAAAUUUAAUCGUACAUGGCUACUUUGCUGUGUCUAUCGCUGAUGAAAAGAUUAUUUUAGGAAAGUCAUUUUGUGAAAUAGAUGUUUAUACCCCAGUAGGUGGCAAAUACAACCUUUGAAGCACAGAA